Messenger RNA from Condylostylus longicornis, 598 nucleotides. RefSeq lists its product as uncharacterized. Lineage: Eukaryota; Metazoa; Arthropoda; Insecta; Diptera; Dolichopodidae. The transcript has a single exon. Bases 150 to 524 code for a protein of 124 amino acids. The record is from RefSeq and is a predicted model, not a curated record. Gene Ontology annotation, molecular function: odorant binding.
UCGUAAUAACCACAAUAUUUUUAAUAUUAAUUUUGAAAAAAAUAAUAUUCAUAAUUUAUUCAAUAUAAUAUAAAAAUAUUUUAGUGAAUUUUGUAAUUGAUCCAUUUGAUUGUGAAAGUGCAAAGAAAUUGAAGCAAAAUCUUAUCUGUAUGACUGAGUGCUCAGCUAAGAAAUGGAAUGUGGUUAAUGAUAAUGGUGAAUUAGAUCGUAAUAAGAUGAUUGAAAAAUUAAAAAGUAGUUUUACCGAAGAACAAUGGAAAUUAGAAAAAACUGAAGAAAUUGUUGAUAAAUGUUUGGUUGAAGCAAAAGAGAAAUUAACAAAUGAAAAAAAUGAAUGUAGUCAAGAAGCAUUAACAAUGCUUCAUUGUAUUUGGAAGGAAUUUAAUCAAUAUUGUCCAAAAGAUUUACAAGUCGAUUCAGUCAAAUGUAAUAAACUACGUGAAAAAAUUACUAAAAAUGAUGAAGCCUAUUUAAGAUUGGCUCAUUUUCACCAACUUAUUCAUAUGUAUCAAAAAGAAGAAUAAUGCAGUGUCAAAAACUUUUGUUUUUUGAAUUAUAACAUCAAAUACUAUGAAUAUUUUAUUAUUGAAAUAUAAAU